AUUAAAAUGAUGAAUUGGUUCAAACCCAAGUACCAGAGGGUUCCAUCCUCAGAAAACUAUGAUUUUGGAGUGAUUCCGAAAAGGCGAGGCAAUCGAAAACAAUGGACAGCGGCUUUUUUCAUCAUGAUCUUUGUUCUCCAUUAUUACUGGACAGUAUCUUCAAUGCAACCCGAAACGUCUAAAACAAAACUCUAUGGUUGUCUAAACAGGUCAGAUGUGAAUAAUGAAGUUGCCUAUAACAUUCACAUGUAUCACUAUAUCUUCGCGUUGGUCAUAUCAUUCUGUUGCGCCAUAAUCGGUAAAGCCAUCCAAUGCUUCUGUGUCUUCACCGAGGAAAUUCGCCACAUUGAUAGUCGCCAUAACAAUUCAUAUUGGUUGGCAUUCAAGAGCUGCUUCCAGGUGUUCUUCACCAAGGCGUCGUCUUUAGGAGUUGGUGUGAUGGUUUUUGGUGUGAUUUUAAUGAGGAUAACUUAUGAGCAACUAUUUGAUCAUCACGUUGCCCACUUCCUUUACUGGCCUUCAUUCAUAUCAUCGGUUGGCGUUGCAAUGAUUACGAACUACAUGUUUGGCUUUAAGACAUUAUCUGUUGUUGAAUUAAGCGAGAUUCAUGAAUCCACUAAUACAAAUGUUGCCCAGGGCCUAGCAUGGAGCUACUUCACUGGAUACCUGAAGAUCAUCCUACCACAUCUGAAAGACAAAAUAAAUGAAGACACUAGAUGGAAAAAAGAACUGGAAGAUAAAAACUUGCCAUGCAUAGUAUUUGCCAUUGUGCCGCUCAACUGUAAAAUUCCUGCUAAACUUGGAGAUGAUGAAGUCAAACAUGAAGGAAUUACAUACGUUAGUAAUCUGCCAAAGUUGGAGAUUGAUCGAGCGGGAAUAAAAAAACGUGUGUAUUUCAACUCUGUGUACCAAAUUCAAAAUAGCAAAGGCCAUACAAUUCACGCCAUCUGUGAAUAUGUGACGGUCGUUGAUACGUUGUUCCAGAUGCCCUGGUCUGAUGCUAUCGACCCCAAGACGCGCGAAGAACAAUGUCGCCUGCUUGUCAGAAUUCUGGAGGAAUUGAUUGAUAAUGAUAGUGACUGUAGAAACCGGUGCAAGAUAGUAGUGUUGUCAGGUGAAGACAGGCCUCUUUUGAGAGAUGUCCUUUAUGACAAGAUCCAAGAACCCAAAAUGGACAUUUCUGAAUAAGAAUUUAUGAUAGAAAAUUCAACUGGUUUACUGUACUUUCCUGUUUUUUUUUUUGUGUGUGUGUAUCCCAUUGAGAUAUCAACAGUUGUGUUUCUAUGUGGUGGGCGGGGAGUAGGUGUUCUUUUUAUUAGUGCAUUAUUAACACUGAAUAAUUCUACUCAAACACCAUUUCAUAUGAAAAGAAAAGUAAAAAUAUCACAGUGCCACAUAUUUUUGCCAUAGAAAACUAUGCUUAUAUAUACCAUUGAACUAAACAUUUUAUUCAAAAGUUCAUAUUUUAUGUCAGAGAUAAAAUAAGCAUUUUAAACUUAAUAUAUGAUCCUGUAAGCUUGUACAUAUUCCUGUGUAUUAUUCACUUAAUAGUAUUCAGUCAAUGGUGAGAGCAAAUAUUCAAGAACACAGCCAAGUUAAAGACGUGUUUAUGGCAAGUUAAAUCAUAGAGAAAAGAAGCAGCCUAGUGUUUCUUGUUCUAUGGUUCAAUUAUGAAUAUAUUGUCUAUAUAAAGGAACAAUAGGGUUUUAAUUGCAUUGUAUAUACACAGUAUUCCGCUUUUAAUUAUUGAAUUGUUAAAACUUUAUUUUCAUUCUUGUACCAAAGUCGUUUUUUACUGUAUUUAAUAUAAAUUUAUAAUCUUAAGUUUAAUAUAUUGUUGAAUAACGAAUAUUAAACUUAAUAUAUGAUCCUGUAAGCUUGUACAUGUUCCCGUGUAUUAUUCACUUAAUAGUAUUCAGUCAAAGGUGAGAGCAAAUAUUCAAGAACACAGCCGUGUUUAUGGCCGCAAGUGAAAUCAUAGAGCAAAGAAGCAGUGUUUUUUGUUCUAUGGUUCAAUUAUAAAUAUAUUGUCUAUAUACAGGAACAACAGGGUUUUAAUUGCAUUGUAUAUACACAGUAUUCAGAUUUUGAUUAUUGAAUUGUUAAAACUUUAUUUUCAUUCUUGCGGUACUAAAAUAGUUUUUUUACUGUAUUCAAUGUAAAUUUAUCUUAAGUAUAUUUAUGUUUCUGAUAAACAAAUUAAGUGUUCAAUAAAACAAGGACUAAUUUGUAAUUUUAAAAGCUCUAAACUUUCAGCAUUCUGUAAUGAUACUGUGUUUUAAAAGUAUUAAAAUUCCUU
Messenger RNA from Anneissia japonica, 2299 nucleotides. Its product is annotated as stimulator of interferon genes protein-like. Gene Ontology annotation, molecular function: 2',3'-cyclic GMP-AMP binding; cyclic-di-GMP binding. Gene Ontology annotation, biological process: autophagosome assembly; activation of innate immune response; reticulophagy. Gene Ontology annotation, cellular component: autophagosome; endoplasmic reticulum membrane. The transcript has 6 exons. The record is from RefSeq and is a predicted model, not a curated record. Bases 7 to 1188 code for a protein of 393 amino acids. NCBI's taxonomy places the organism in Eukaryota, Metazoa, Echinodermata, Crinoidea, Comatulida, Comatulidae.